Molecule: messenger RNA, 472 nt
Organism: Raphanus sativus (radish)
Lineage: Eukaryota; Viridiplantae; Streptophyta; Magnoliopsida; Brassicales; Brassicaceae
Exons: 1
Coding region: 46-351 (101 amino acids)
Biological process (GO): regulation of double fertilization forming a zygote and endosperm; regulation of protein localization to cell surface; double fertilization forming a zygote and endosperm
Cellular component (GO): vesicle; extracellular region
Source: RefSeq, a predicted model, not a curated record
CAAAGAAAAAAAAACUCAAAAACUUAUUCCAAUUCUCUUAUAAAAAUGUGGACCAACAAGUUUUUCUUCCUCCUUGCAGUUGCAUGCAUGGCUGUGUUAAGUACAGCUCAAACGUUGCCUUCGAUACCUGGACAGGACCCAGCAGACUGUCUGUCAUCGUUGGAAGUUAUUCCCAACUGUAUCUCAGAAAUUUUCGGAUCAAUAAUAAGUGGACAUAUCGGGACUGUUGGUCACUCUUGCUGCCAUGCCUUUUUGGUUCUUAAUGCAGAUUGUAUUACGCAGACGUUUGCCUUUGCUCCCCUCUUCCCUCCGAGUCUAAGGGAUCAUUGUUCCAAACAAUCUUUGCCAUAAUUAUUCUACAUGUUCUAGGUCAUAAUUAUCAAAUAGUGUUAUGUUUCUGCUUAAAUAACAACUCUUAAUUUCCAUGUAAACCCAUGUGACCAUCGUUAUCCAUAUUUCAUGUUGAUAUAAA